AUGAGCUAACUGUCAUUUUACAGUCCGCAGCUGCGUUAGCUGCCGUUACCGUCAGUAAUAGUUACGAGUGAAAGCAGUGCGUGACUAUCAUCUCUUUUCAGGUUCAAUACAGAAAAAGGAGAAUGGAAGAGAUAAAAACAGAGCCUGUGGAUUUUGUGAAGGAAUUUCAGGAGUACCUGACACAACAAACCCAGCAUGUCAACAUGAUCUCAGGCUCUGUUUGCGGAGAGAAGGAGUCAGGAGAGCAGUUUGAAGCCGUUGCCCCCAGGAGUGAGCAGAAUGGUCUCGACCCUCCGUCUGUGGAGGUGAGCCUGCCCGUGGAGGACGGGCCAGAUGUACAGAUGGACGGUCUGGAGAGGACCUGCGAUGGAAAGUACAAGUGCAGCUACUGCAGCUAUGCCAACAAGGGCAUGGCUCGUUUAAUAGAGCACAUCCGCAUCCACACAGGUCAGUGGUUACACUGCUGUCAUUCAUUCUUUAAGGCAACACCAUCCCUAAACAUCUCCCUGAAACACUGCAGGUAAUCCAAACACACAGCUCACAACCUGAUAUUAGACAAUCAGCCACAAUAAUAAAGCCACUAACAGGUUAAGUAAACAACAUUAAUCAUACUGUGUUUCAAUGUUCUGCUGGGAAACUUUGGGUCCUGGCAUUCAGGUGGACACUUGACAAGCACAACCACCCGAACACUGUUGCAGAUCAAGCACUGGAAAUUAGCACCGGCCAGUGGUAGAAUGUAACUAAGUACUUAUACUCAAGUGAUGUACUAAAGUACAAAUUUGAGGUACUUGUCCUUAACUUGAGACUUUUCCCUUCAUCCCACUUCAUACUUUUACUCCACCACAUUUCAGAGGGAAUAUUGUACUUUUUAUCU
Molecule: messenger RNA, 874 nt
Organism: Plectropomus leopardus (leopard coralgrouper)
Lineage: Eukaryota; Metazoa; Chordata; Actinopteri; Perciformes; Serranidae
Source: RefSeq, a predicted model, not a curated record